Messenger RNA from Cyprinodon variegatus (sheepshead minnow), 5228 nucleotides. RefSeq names its product aryl hydrocarbon receptor-like. The record is from RefSeq and is a predicted model, not a curated record. Gene Ontology annotation, biological process: regulation of transcription by RNA polymerase II. Gene Ontology annotation, cellular component: nucleus; aryl hydrocarbon receptor complex. NCBI's taxonomy places the organism in Eukaryota, Metazoa, Chordata, Actinopteri, Cyprinodontiformes, Cyprinodontidae. Gene Ontology annotation, molecular function: transcription cis-regulatory region binding; protein dimerization activity; nuclear receptor activity. The transcript has 11 exons. The coding region runs from base 334 to 2820 and encodes 828 amino acids.
CCAGGGAGCUGAAGUUGAUCGUGUUCCGGUGGGAUGUGAGCUUUCAAACUGCCUCUUUUCUUUAUUUCAUUCUUUGUUUUUUUGCGCAGCGCUGGAUGUGACGCAGUGUGGGAGCGCAGCGGACUGCGGCUCCUCUGGAUGCGGGAAAUGAACCUGCGCUCCUGUCAGACUCACGGCUUGUAGAGGAAUUAGCGCCACAUGGAGACUUUUGCCGCUGUUUCUGACAGUCCGGCUGCGGAAUGAAAACUAAAACCUUUCAUUUUGAUCUGAACUCCGGGAUUCUUUCUGAUUCUUUCACCGAUUCUAACCUGAAUCUCCCAAAUCAACGCAAACAUGUACGCAGGGAGGAAGCGCAGGAAACCGGCGCAAAGGGGAGUUAAACCCAGUCCAGCUGAGGGCACCAAGACCAACCCCUCUAAGCGUCAUCGGGACCGUCUGAACUCAGAACUGGACCGCCUCGCCAGCCUGCUGCCCUUCCCUGAGGAAGUCAUCUCCAGCCUGGACAAGCUGUCCAUCCUGAGGCUCAGCGUUAGCUACCUGCGCACCAAGAGCUUCUUCUCAGUGGCGUUGAAAAAGCAGCCUUCCAACGUUAUCAGCAGCGGCGAAGACGGCAGGACUUCAGGAAACGCAGACGGCGGGAUUUCAGAGGGCGAGCUGCUGCUUCAGGCUCUGAACGGCUUCGUCCUGGUGGUGACGGCUGAUGGAAACAUCUUCUUCUGCUCUCAUACCAUCCAGGAUUACCUCGGCUUCCAUCAGACGGAUGUGAUGCACCAGAGUGUGUUUGAGCUGAUCCACACUGAAGACCAGCAGGAGUUCAAGAGGAACCUGCACUGGGCCCUGAACCCCCCGGUCAGCCUGGAGCCCCCCACCGAUCCUGCAGGUGUGGAAGCGACGUCCUCCCGCCCGGUCAGCUACAGCCCCGACCAGCUCCCGCCUGAAAACUCCUCCUUCCUGGAGCGAGCCUUCGUCUGCCGCUUCCGCUGCCUGCUGGACAACUCCUCGGGUUUCCUGCCGCUGAGCAUCCAGGGCAGACUGAAGUUCCUCCACGGUCAGAGCCGUCCGCAGAGCGGGAGCAUCAGCCCACCUCAGCUGGCCCUGUUCGCCGUGGCGACACCGCUGCAGCCUCCCGCCAUCCUGGAGAUCAGAACCAAGAACAUGAUCUUCAGGACCAAACACAAGCUGGACUUUACGCCUAUGGCGUGCGACGCUAAGGGGAAAAUCGUCCUGGGAUACACCGAGGCCGAGCUGAGGGUGCGAGGAUCCGGCUACCAGUUCAUCCACGCCGCUGACAUGCUUUACUGCGCAGAAAACCACGUUAGAAUGAUAAAGACUGGUGAAAGUGGCCUGACCGUCUUCCGGCUGCUCACCAAAGACAACCGAUGGAAGUGGGUCCAGUCCAACGCUCGGCUGGUUUACAAGAACGGGAAGCCGGACUACAUCAUCGCCACCCAGAGGCCUUUGGCGGAGGAGGAAGGAGGAGAACACCUGAGAAAGAGAUCUAUGCACCUCCCCUUCACCUUUGCCACCGGAGAGGCUCUCCUGUACCAAACCAGCCACCCGCUGCACGGCUUCCCCGAUCCGUCCCACGGUAAAGCCAGAGGCAGCAAGUCCAAGAAGGGCAAAAUGGACAAGAGCUCCUCAGAUGAACUCAACCCUAACUCUCUGCUGGGGGCGCUGAUGAGUCAGGAUGAGUCCGUGUACGUCUGCCAGCCGGAUGCGGAGCCUCGGACGUUCUUCCACGGCGGCGGUCCCGGUGAGUCGGACGCCUUGUUGAGCAGCGGCAGCUGGAACCUCGUCUCCAACCGGCAGCUUGGGACGUGCAACGGGGACGGCUUCGACCCUCUUCUGUCGACGUUGGACUCUCUGUCCCUGGACGGAGACGAAGCUUGCACCAACAGUGAGCUCUUCAGCGCUCUGGAGAGUCUGGGCCUCAACGCCGACGACCUGGAGCUGCUGCUGCUGGACGAGCGGAUGAUGCAGGUGGAGCUGGAUCCCAGCCACGUCCCCUCUCUGAGCGACCUUCUCACCAACAACGAGAUCCUCACAUACGUCCAGGACACUCUGCAGGGUGAGCCAGGGAGCGGUGGCCAGGCUGCGGACUCUGCCGCCCUGCAGCCGAUCUUGGCACCUGCUCCCCCUCUGGACCAGAACGCCUUCAGGCAGCCCAUCGUCCAGCUGUCCCAGCAGAUGCAGCAGCAUCUCCAGUCACCCUUACAUCCUGCUGUGGUGCAAGCCGACAAUCCAAUCAGUUUAUCCGACAGUCUCUGGGUGGAGAACCAUCAUCAGACCCAAGUCAUAGAUCCACAGCUGGACGCUGAGCAUCUAGACCCACAUCUGGAGUCCCCCUGGCAGCUGCAGAUAAACACGGAGAGCACAGAUUCACCGGGUUUCCAGAACGGAUCUCACAUCCCAAACCAGAGCUCAGCUUUCCUCCCAGAUUACAGCAUCUCCAACCCUUUGGACGGCUGCACCGGUCUGCUGAACGGCGGGAAGGCGGCGGACAUCUGUCAGCGUCUGGGCGUCGUCGCCACGGCGCUGCAGCCAGCACAUCUGGGUCCGCAGAGACAGGCGUCGGCGAACUGUGGGGUGCAUGAAACGCCGCAGCUCGUCUCUCUGCCGGCGCUCAGCUGCAGCAUGUUCAGCCCUGCAGCCGACGGAAAGGUGGAGAACGGAUGCCUCCUCAGCUCUGCCAACGGAGGGUACAUCAGGACGUGUCUAAUUCCUGGAAGAAACGGAGUGGAGGCGUGCGACAUCGCCGUGUCGUGUACCGACGGAGUCUCCAACCUACCAGACCCCCAGAAAUCUGGUUUCUUCCUCUGAUUGGACGACACAGAGCAGAGGUGGGGCAGACGGACCUGCUUUAUUUGUUUUUUUUACAUGGAACGACGAGGAUCUGAUCCUCUUUAAAAGACAUUCUCUGUUCACUGCUGUGGUGAAGAAAAAAGUCCAAGAGGACGCCUCUUCCUGAAACGGUUCGAAGCGUCUUCAUGCUACCUGGAACGAGUCUGAGAAGGUUCUCCGUCCUCAUCGCUGCUGCUUCUGGUCCACCUUUUAAGAUUAAGGUCCUCUUAUGCAAACAGAUGUUGGUUUAAUAUCCCCGCAGCCUGGGAUAAUCUGCAGGGCUUAGACUCAUUUAAAUCUACUAAACAAGAAGCUUUAGUGGAGAGUUUAAUGUGGUCACAUGGAGCAAACGGGGACAGGAGAUCAGGUGGAGCAUCUUUAUCGUUUAUCAGAAGAUAUUUAAGGAAAACCAACCCCAGUUGGAGAUUUUAAAACAAUCUGCAGUAUCUAAAUGUUUUAUUUAAAGUGAUUUUAUGCUCACCGCCGUUUUUUUUUGUUCGGAAAAACGAUCAAGAGUAUUGGGGGCUUUAAAUGCACACAGAGAAAUCUAUAAAAAUAAACUUCUUCUUCUUCUGGAAGUUCUUAAAACAGAAGAAGAACAGGAGCGUAGAAACCCUGAUGCUGCAUUUUGAGGUUCAUCCUGGUUUUCUGGUAAGAGACUCGGUCAGAGACGACCCGGUUUGUUCCAGAAAAGUUCAAAAGCAUUUUUAACGUUUCCUGAGCCGAGAUGGUCGUAGAAGCUCCAGUUGAUGCCUUGUCCAGGAAACAAACUCUUGCCGAAUGGGAAAAACCAAACGUAUUCAAACCCUCGGCAGAAGAUAGGACCUAGCUGUUUAGUUUUCAUUUUAAAUCUACAUCAGAUAUCACACACACACACAAAAAAAAAAAAAGUAUCUCCCGGUUCGAUUCAGUCGUGGUUAAAAGUAACUUAACUUUAGGGUGCGUUGGAUUUCACUGAGGUUUUUAGACAUUGAUUUGCUGCAUGGCGUUCUUUAAGUGGAAUCCUUCACUUUGGUACGACCUCAUUUAUGUUUCAGCGGUUCUGUAGAUCAGCAGCUGCUUUUGUGUCUGUUGUUCCACUUCACUUUUAGCUGUAGGACACUUCGGUAAACAGAGGAGUUCAGGUCCUGAUCAUCACUCCUCCACCGCCAUGCUUUAUUAGUGUUCUAAAUGCCAGCUGUACUCUGCAUUGUUACCAAACAUCUCGUCUUUGGUUUCCUGUGGUUUCCUCAGAUAAGCUAGCCUACUUCAUGCUGCUAUGUUGUUCUUAAGGACAAUUUCUGCUUCUGACGCAUAGCCUCUGCAAACGUCAAAUUUGUCUCUUGUGUGCGACCACGCAGAGGUUCUGCAACCGCCGUCAUGGACCUAAAAAAAUCCUGACUAUGCGUUGGACGGUCGUAAACCCGUGCAGACCUCAAGCAGCUGUGAUUGGUCCUUGGUAUGCCUUUCUGGCUGUCUGUGUGGUCGUCCUUCUGGAUUCGGUGCCGGGGCCCGCCAUUUUUAAAAACCGAGGAACGACUACAAUGGAGAACUACGAUGAAAAGGUUAAUCGGUCUAUUUGCCAACUCCAUUAAUAGAACCUGUUCCUCUUCAAUGUCUAGCAACUCUAGAUCCAUCUCCAUGAUCGUGACUUGCAGACACGCGAUGGUUGUUUUGAAAGAUAAACACUCCCGCUGGCACUGCCAAAGUUCUUGUGAGCAUCCGCCGAAGUUCUCUUGAGUUCUCGAAUAGGCUCCCCCUUGUGGUUUGGAAACUGCUGUGCGUCCCUAGAAAUUCCAGACCGACGGAGCAGAAGCAAACCAGCAAAGCUGGUUCGCGACCAGACCCAAGCGGCAUUUGAUGUGUGCGUUUGCAGAAGUCUAAUCUGCCCUUUAGAGAUUCUUGUUCCUUCUGCCUUGGCAUGGUAUUCCUCAAGACAGAAACCUUUCAUAGGGGCGGACACUAUUAUGAUGAAUACUGCUGCAUCAAAUCGUUAAGCCUGAACACACCAAAUGCGUCUGAUCUGAAGGAAAAUCGUGUUGGAGUAGGUCGUGGAGUUUUUUGCAGACUCCUGCAAAAACAAUCAAAAUAGAAAACUUUACCCAUGAUAGCAAUUCAGGAAGACAGAAAAACAAUAAAGUGGUGAUCCUGUUUGAGCCUUGCAAAAAAACAAAAUAACGAGGGGCAGAAAGAGCAGGUAAUAGAAGCUCGUCUCUCUCCCCUAUUUAUGAAAAGAAAGAAAAAGAAAACCGUCGAUAAACUUGACAGAUCUCUCUGACAAUCACCUCCUACUAAUAAUAAACCGUCCAGCAGCCUUUACUGCUGCGUUUUCCCUUUCUUUCAAUGUAGAUCUCAUGUUUUUAAUAAAAAGGAUCUGUCCUGGUUUAAGAUGCUGUUCAGUCCUAUUA